AUGGCUAGGGCAAGAGAAGUUCUUGGUUCGGUUUGCACGAUUCAGGGACUCUCAGUCAAAACUACCACCGCCAUUGAAUUCGCAAGGUUAGUGAAAGUGGUUGUGAACUUUAAUUUAACUGAUUAUGAAAUUGAUUUCGUGAAUAUGGAAGAACUGAUAGUGAAAUGUGAAUAUGGAGUAUGGAUUAUAGUUUGUGUCUACUAUAAUAUAAUCAUGGAAAUUAAUAGUGAUAGUGAGGUUAAUGCUAGGCAAGUUAAGGCAACUCCACCUGUACCAUUAUUUUCUCCGUCUAAUGUAAUUGACCUUGAUGACAUUGAGAUUAACCAAGAAGAGUCUUCCGAACCAACUACCAAAAAACAAAAGGCCUUUACGUCUGAAGUGUGGAAACAUUUUUUAAAGGUUGGGGUUGUGGAUGGUAAAGAGAAAUGUAAAUGUAAGGGUUGUGGAAGAUUCUUGAGUUGUGCUGCUACUAAUGGAACUUCUCAUUUGACUCGUCAUGUUAACAGUUGUAGGCUUAUUCCAAAAUUUCAUGAUGUGGGUGAUAUGAUACUUGAUGCUGAAGGAAGAUUGAGAAAGAAAAAGUUUGAUCCUAAGGUUAAUCGUGAUAUCUUGGUUGAAAUGAUAAUUACACACAAUCUACCUUUUAACUUUGUUGAGUAUAGUGUUUUUAGGAAAUAUCAAAAAUGGUUGAAUGAUGAUUGUACCUUUGUUACUAGAAAUACUGUGUCACGCGAUCUUAUGAAAUGUUAUGAGGAAGAGAAACAAAAGCUUAAGUUACAAUUGACUCAAAUUAAAGGGAGAGUUUGUUUGACUUCUGAUUGUUGGACUGCAUGCACUAAUGAGGGUUAUAUUUCUUUAACUGCUCAUUAUAUUGAUGGGAAUUGGAAGUUGCAAAAUAAGAUUUUAGCAUUUGAUCACAUGACACCUCCACAUACCGGUCGAGAAUUAGCCUUGAAGGUGUUGGAAAUGUUAAGUGAUUGGGGUAUAGAGAAGAAAGUUUUUUCCAUCCCUUUGGACAAUGCCUUUGCAAAUGAUAGCAUGCAAAGAUUCUUGAAAGAACACUUAGAAUUAUCAAAUAGCUUGUUAUUUAAGGGAAAGUUCUUUCAUAUUCGUUGUUGCGCGCAUAUUUUGAAUCUCAUUGUUCAAGAUGGAUUGAAGGUAGUUGGUGAUGCAUUGCAUAAAAUUAGACAAAGUGUGGCUUAUGUAAAGGUAACCGAAAGUAGAACACUACAAUUUCAUGAAUGUGUUAGUAAUGUUGGUGAGAUUGAUACUACAAUUGGAUUAAGAUCGGAUUGUGUUACUAGAUGGAACUCCACUUUUAUAAUGUUCAAUAGUGCGAUCAAUUAUCGUCGUGCCUUUUAUAGCUUGAGUUUGCGAGAUUCAAAUUUCAAGUGUUGUCCUUCAAGUGAAGAGUGGGCAAGAUCCGAAAUAAUGUGUGAUCUUUUGAAGCCAUUCUACAACAUUACUAACUUGAUCUCCGGUUCUUCUUAUCCUACUUCUAAUUUGUACUUUGGGGAAAUAUGGAAGAUUGAGUGUCUUUUGAAUUCCUAUUUGAUAAGUAAAGAUUCUUUGAUUCAAGACAUGGCUAAAAAAAUGAGGGAAAAGUUUGACAAGUAUUGGAGUGAGUAUAAUAUUAUCUUGGCUUUUGGUGUUAUUCUUGAUCCAACAAAAAAAUUCAACUUUUUGAAUUUUGCAUAUACAAAAAUUGAUGAGAACACUAGUGUAGCCAAGUGCAAAAAGAUUAAAGGUGAGUUGUACGAGCUUUAUGCGGAAUAUGUCAAACACGGGAAUUCUCCUAAUCAUAGCUUUUCACAAGUGGUACCUACUUUUGGAGGAGUAAAGGAUUCUUUGGCAUCCUCGUUAUAUAUUUGUGAAGAAUUUGAAGAGCAUGAGAGUCAAGCAAGUAACAAUACUGGAAAAUCUGAACUUGAUGCUUAUUUAGAUGAACAAAGGUUGCCUCCAUCGGUUGGUUUUGAUAUCUUGGCUUAUUGGAGAGAAAAGAGUCGUAGAUGUCCCAAUCUAGCAAGAAUGGCUUGUGAUAUAUUGAGCAUUCCAAUAACUACAGUGGCUUCUGAAUCCGCUUUUAGUAUUGGCUCUCGAGUUUUAAACAAGUAUAGAAGUUCAAUGAAAGAGGAAUCCGUUCAAGCUCUCAUGUGCACACGAAGUUGGUUACAUGGUUUUGAAGAAUUUGAUAAUGACAUUAAUGUUAUUCAAGAUGUUGAAUUUGGAAGUGGACAAGCAUCCAACACAUUUGAGCAUUCAAAUGCCGUUGAAGAAAACUCAAGUGACAUUGCGAGUCGAGUCAAAAUUUGA
Vicia villosa (hairy vetch) is the source of this 2313-nucleotide messenger RNA. Its product is annotated as zinc finger BED domain-containing protein RICESLEEPER 2-like. The coding region runs from base 1 to 2313 and encodes 770 amino acids. NCBI's taxonomy places the organism in Eukaryota, Viridiplantae, Streptophyta, Magnoliopsida, Fabales, Fabaceae. The record is from RefSeq and is a predicted model, not a curated record. Gene Ontology annotation, molecular function: DNA binding; protein dimerization activity. The transcript is spliced from 5 exons.